CCGCGAUGUUGCUAUGUUGCUACAUAAGCGCCGCUGAUUGGCUCAUCCGUAGCGCGGGCUAGUGGCUCGUUGGUUGUUUGUUACUGCUGGAAGAAGCUGCAGAUUUCGUGUCGAAUGUUUUCACGAUGAACAAAAGGAUAAAUCCAGUUCUGGAUGCUAAACAACACGUGUGUGCAAGAAGAGACAAAAAUAAUCUGGAAAGCAGAUUCAUAAACACCAUAAAAGGAUACGGAGUGUUUGCCACUGCGCGGAUUGAGGAGGGAAGUUUUCUAGUGGAGUACAGAGGUGUUCUGCGAGAUCCAGGCCAAUGUGUCCCUGAUGCGUAUUCGUACUACUUUAUAUAUAACCACACACGCUAUUGCAUUGACGCUUCAGUGGACGAUGGAUCUCUCGGGCGGCUCGUUAACGAUGACAGUAAUCCCAACGCGAAGGCCAAGGUCAUCUCUAUCAACCGCAUCCCACAUUUGUGUUUGUUUGCUCUACGGGACAUUCAGCCCGGGGAGGAGAUCACGUACGACUAUGGGGGUUAUGACCUGCCCUGGCGCAGAGGAACGUGGCUGAGUAUGGAGAACAACUCUCAGUUUGACAGUAACCACAGAAAAGAGACAGAAGGUCAGCAAGAGCAGGAAACCUCUAUAAAGGGGACAACAGCAUCACAGACAAACGUGGAGUGUGAAGAAGUGCCAAUGCGAACUGAUAAAACUACACAGACAACAGAACAAAACGCAUCUGUUGAUGACAUGAUGUGGAACUAUAUUCCGUAUCAGUGUCUGACAACAGACGAUCAGAGAAUCUGUGAAAAUCAACUGCUCCUGAUCCAGAAAACACCCGUAACUCAGCAGAUACUGUUUGAGGAGGGCAAGAGGACCAAUGAAGACCCUGCUACUUCUAGGCAGAUCUUGGAACUGCAACAGACCUCAAUGGAUGUUGAACCAUGUGUGAAAGAACAGUCUGGUCCAGUGUCAGCAGCACAGAUGACAAAUGAAGUGAGAGAGAUGGAGUGCAAUGAAGAUGCAAACCCGGUGUCAUGCCACGAACCAUGUGUGGAAGAACAGUCUUGUCCAGUGUCGGCUACACAGACCUUGGAACAGCAACAGGCGCAUAUGCAACAAGUUGACCAAUGUAAGGAAGAUCAGGAGUCUUCCCCACUGUCGGCUGCACAGAGCACAUGUGAAGAAAAGCAGCUCACGGGUCAGGAUGAACAAUGUCGAAUACAGGCUGGUGAAGAGACUGAGCAGCAGCUGUGUAAUAAUGAUUCAUCUCGGACACAGAACGCUACACAGUCUGAAGCUGAUUUAGACUCUAGACGCGAUAGCAGUAACGAUGAAACGGAGUCAUCAGAUGAAGAUUUCAUACCCAACUCCGAAUCGGACGACGAUUCCGACGGAGAGAGGCCGAAAAAGAAGUCUAAAGCUACAGACACCUCAAAGGAUACAGAGGAACAGGCAAUGCCUCCAGUUCCGAAUCCUUCAGUCAUACAGGCUACAAAGCUUAACUUUUGUUUUGUUUGUGGAAAGGCUUCCACAAAAAUAUCAAGGCAUUUAAAAUUACACAGAAAAGACAACAUUGAGAUUGCAACUGCUUUUGAGCUACCGAAGCGCUCAAAGCAGAGGUUAAACCUCCUUGAAGUACUAAGGAACAGGGGGAACUACCAACAUAACAACUCAGUUCUCAUACAAGGCUCCGGACUGAUAAAAGCGAGACGAAAGCCGAAAGAUGGCAUUGAUGCACAGAAGUUUGAAAACUGCAUGUACUGUAAAGGUCUGUAUAUGCGUAAAGUACUCUGGAAGCAUGUGAAACGCUGCCCAUCGAACCUUGAGAGAGACACUCUAAAGUCUUCAAGAUUUGUUUUAGGUUUGGCCGCUUUAUCAAAAUGCCCGCAUCUGAAAAACAUGUCGGAGGACGUAAAGAAAAUGGUAUGUGAUAUGCAUCAGGAUGAAGUUGCACAGGUUGUCAGAAAUGAUGAGUACUUAUUGAAACUGGCACAGGAUUUCUUUGACAAAAAGGGCAGUAGCAAAGAAAGACACUCGUUCGUUAGACAAACCGUUAGAUGCAUUGGAAAGUUUUUAGUCCUUUUGCAGAAUAAAUUUGCCAUAAGGAACCUAGCAGAGGCUGUAAAACCCUCCAGCUUUACACUAGUUAUUGAAGCGAUCAAAGAAAUCGCUGAAUUUAACGAGGAAACAAAAUGCUAUGCAAUACCAAGCCUUGCACGCAGAAUUGGGCUUGCUUUGAGGAAAUAUUGCAUCUUGAGCGCACAGAAAGCAUUUGCAGUUGGAGACAAUAUACUAAUACAGGCAACUAGCACGUUUAUGGACCUUUUUAAUAAUGCAAAUUUUGCUUUAGGUGAAAAAAGGGGCCUAAAUAUACAGUCCAAGUCUCUUUUACUGCCAUUCGUUAACGACGUGAGAAUAUUUUACUGCUAUCUGGAAAAGGCUUUGCAGAGUGCACUGAGGGAACUGAGGGAAACCCCGUCUGCUCAGAGUUACGCUGCCCUUUGCAAAGUGACCCUGGCACAAAUCCUGAUGUUUAAUCGCAGAUAUGGAGAAGUCUCACAGAUGACCAUCAAAAGCUUCCAGAAGAGAGACCUAGUGCAGCCUCUUGAAAUCUCUGAGCUACUAACAGAACUGGAAAAAGUGUUUUGUAAAGAGGAGCGUAAAAUUCUGGUUCGUUGGAAAGCAGGAGCGCAAGUGCCGACCAUUUUAACUUCAGACAUGAUCAACGCAAUUAUGCUCCUGACUGAAAAGAGAGAGCAAUGCAAUGUCUCCAAAAGCAACAUAUUUGUGUUUGGGCAGACCAGAAGUAACAGGUUCUACAGAGGAGAAACUGCAUUACGAAUCUGUGCCCAUGAGUGUGGUGCGACGUAUCCUGAGAAUCUGAUAUCCACCGAAUUCAGCGCACACAUUUCUACACUCACCCAAAUCCUUACCUUGAAGAACCAUGAGCUGAAGAAGCUGGCCAAAUUUAUCGGCCAUGAUAUAAGCCUGCGUAAAGAAUACUACAGACAAAGUGAAGCCAUUCCUCGCUUGGCCAAAAUCUGCAAACUUGUUUUUGCCAUAGAGAAGGGAAGCGCAUCUGAGAUGAUUAAACAGUCUCUAGAUGACAUCGAAUUACCAGAGGAGAUCAGGGAGAGUGACAGUGAAGAUGAAUAUUUUGAGGACGACAAUACAUUUCUCGAAGAUCGGGCUGCAAGACGCAAACUCGCAUUAGAGAAUCUGGCCAAAUAUAAAGCCCCUAAAAUAAAUUGUUUUGCAUCUUCGCCGAAACGUAAGAAACAGGUUAAGGAAUCUACAGCUAAGGAAAACAAAUCUACAUUUAAAGAAGAUGAUAUACAACCUACAACUGAAGAUCCUGAAGAAACCUGCUCAGGAGCAGCAACUCAAGACGGUCAAGAAAAAAGUGCCGUGGACCAGAGAAGAGAAGCAUGCAAUCAUGAAGCAUUUCAGAAGACACAUUUACUACGGAAAACUGGCAACGGUAAAUGAAUCUCGACGAUGCCAAAUGCUGGAGCAACCUGUGCUGAACGAGAGGACUAUACAGAAAAUCAGAGACUUUGUAAGAAACGCUGGGGUUUCCUUCAAGAAGAAAAGGGCAGCACAGAGGAAUUUAGCUUUAGCUUCUCAUCG
Tachysurus vachellii is the source of this 3623-nucleotide messenger RNA. RefSeq lists its product as uncharacterized. Bases 126 to 3482 code for a protein of 1118 amino acids. The transcript is spliced from 19 exons. Gene Ontology annotation, molecular function: protein binding. NCBI's taxonomy places the organism in Eukaryota, Metazoa, Chordata, Actinopteri, Siluriformes, Bagridae. The record is from RefSeq and is a predicted model, not a curated record.